Molecule: messenger RNA, 1974 nt
Organism: Fusarium venenatum
Lineage: Eukaryota; Fungi; Ascomycota; Sordariomycetes; Hypocreales; Nectriaceae
Source: RefSeq, a predicted model, not a curated record
AUGCGUUCUCUAAGAGUUCUUAGACACUCGAACGGCCGUAAGGUCUCGAUUGGAGAUGGGGACGUCGAAAGCGAGCUUAGCGAUCCAGCAAGCACCGUGCACUCCCCUUCAGGGGCCGACUUUAAUGAAUUCGAGGACGAGAUUAUCGUGGGGGCUCGCACUAACGGUACCCAAAAGUCAUCGCCUCCGCGGCCUGCAUCUGAUGCCGAAGAUGAGACCAUGACCAAUGGCGACGAAGAGCCUGUUAUUUCCCAUUACCCCAAGCGGAAGCGGACGUCUAUCUUCAACGACCUGAGUGAAAGUAAAAUCAUUGCGGAUGAUCGUCAAACCUCUACAGUCAGCACAAGAGCUAAACCUUCUCGCUCAAGCACAGGAAACAUCAAAGGAGUACCAGUCGGCUACUGGCGGGAUUCAGAUGCUCCUACAGAAGAUCUCAAACAUGGUGUCGUUGGCUUUAUAGAUGUCCGAGAGCGUCUACGUACACGGAUACAGACCGUAACAAGAACUGGAGACGCUGUAACCGAAUAUUCACUCCCUCCCGGACCUGGUGGAAGUUGGGUGACAUUUGAGAGGGUUGUCUUCCUCGACCACCUCGUGGGUCUAGAUCAGCUUCAAAUCAAGGAGUAUGUCAGGCUACGCACCAAGAAUAUACCCACCGAAAAGAACCAGUCCGAACACAGUGCUGGCGAGUUGGAAGAUGUCAAGGAAGCUAUUCGUCGUGCCAAGCUGAUUCCGACUACCGAGAACAACUCCAACUCAACCCAGAUUGCUUAUGGCGUCGAGCUUCCCGAGCAUUUGCAGAGCAAUCGCGAUGCAAAGAGGCGCAGGACCAGCGGAGGCUUUGCACCUAUCAAUGCUGCGUCAUCAAAUGGUCCCGUGGUUGAGCAUACUCCUAUUCAACCAGCACCCGGCGGACCGCAACCUGUACGAAACGUUGUUGACCCGCUACCUGGUACUAGACCGACCCGAAUUCUUCUUGGUACAUGGGCCAAGUCUGCAGAGCCCAACCCUAAGGAUCGUCAUGCGGUGUACGGUAUUUUGGGGCAAAAUGAUAUGUUUAGAGUUAAGCUAGUACGAGAAACGCGCGACGGACGGUUUGUCGAUGGCAAUUUUCCUGCUGGAGCAGGCGCUCUUUGGAUUCCUUACGAGGAUGUUGAUUUCGAAAAACACUUGACACCUCUUGCUCGACAUGAAAUCAAAGAGUACUGUCGUGUACGUCAAUGGCAGCUUGAUCGCGGAGAGACAUUCGAGGAAAGACCACAAAACGAGAUCAAAGCUGUAUUCGACGCACAAGCCAGGGCUGCAGGCACCAACUACAAGACUCCUGCCCCCUUGUCAAUCGCUCCCGCUCUGCCUCGUCUUCCUGGAGAGUUUGGAGAAGAACAGGACCAGUCACCAAAAUUAAGCUUGACAGGCAACGAGAUUCGCCAGGAGCUUCGCCAAAGUCGCCGCAUGGAAGCAGCCAGAGCUGAAGGACGUUUAACACGCCAAGCACCCAUCGACAUGGAAGCCACCAAGUCGACCACAGCGACUCGUCCCAUCACAGGCAGAACACAGCAAAGCACCAAUGCGCUCGAGCGGACCUCAGCUCUGGCCGAGCGUGAGAUCACCCGUGUGGAACAGGCUCAAGAGCGUGCUCACCUGCAGGCUGCCAACCGCGAGCGAGCAGCAGCAGCCGCCGCCCAAGCAACCGCGGCUGCGGCCGCUAAGAUCCCUGGCGUGGCCACCAACGGCCGACAGCAGUUCCAUGAAAGCCAUGAGAUGCAGCGCCUCAACAAGGUUUGGGCCAGCCAGGAAAGUUUGCGAUUCUCGAGAGCAAGUACCGACGACGCCAAGAUGUAUGGGGGAGUCAAGUACGAGCGCAAGGCCAAUGGCCCCUUCACAGGGAAACUGGUCUCGCAGGGAACCAUUAUUAACAUUGACGGCGAGGAUUACGUCGAAUAUCGCGUGCUUACAAAGCCGUCAUUCUUCUAA